CAGCUGAUGACGGUAAAUAAUGUCAAAGCAGGAAGUGUGUCUGGAGCGAGCUGAAACAUGAGGAAAACAACUCUUUACGUACACUGUUAUUGUAGCAAAAACGACAGAGUUUGACGACAAGGAAUUCCACUGUCUGGAAGACAAUUGAAGAUGGACGAAAGUGACAAAAUAUUUGAUGAUAUAAAAGGAGUCCCAGUCUGUCGAGCUAACCAUGUGGAAACAGGUCGACCGUGGGGGAAGCUUAUUAAAGUGGACACCAGUGAUGAAGUUCUGCUGAUCAACAGGGAGAACACAGUUGGCCGUAAAAGAGGCUGUGAUCUGUCAUUUCCAUCAAAUAAGCUGGUGUCAGGCGAGCACUGCAAGAUAGCUCUUGACGAAAGCUCAGGUUUAGUUUGGCUUGAAGACACAAGCACUAAUGGCACUGUGAUCAACAUGUCAAAACUGGUUAGAAAACAAACCCAUGUUCUGCAACAUGGAGAUAUCAUCCACUUUGUGUACAGAAAAAGUGAACCACAAGAAAAUGUUGCGUAUGCCUUUCACUUAAUUAAUUCAGAGCAAGAAGCUUCCCACAAUACAUCUGAUCUCUCAGCUCCUGUCCCACACUCCGACGUGACCCUCUCUGUUCCACCUGUGUUACUCACAAAACCUCCACAGGGUUUGACCCAAGAAGAGCAACUGCCUUCUACCUCCACGUCUCAGUACUGCAUCAGGAGCACUGCAUCUGUGCAGGGUUCAACCUCCCACACCGGCACUGGUCAACAAAAGGAGGACCCUGUCUCAGCACAAGAUAAUAACAAUGACCACUUGGAGCCUGAAUGCAAAAGGAGGAAAACUAAUCAUGGCUCACUGCAAAGGGCUGAAGUAUCAGGACCAAGCACACAAGGGAAUGCUGAUGUUGGGUCUAAACCACAAGCACAAGCAAAGAAGACUGAUAUAAUGGAAGAAUCACUGACUUGUAUUAUUUGCCAAGACAUAUUAUACGACUGUAUUAGUUUACAGCCUUGUAUGCACACAUUUUGUGCUGCCUGCUACUCGGGUUGGAUGGAGCGUUCUUCUCUUUGCCCCACCUGUCGCUGUCCUGUGGAGAGGAUCUGCAAAAACCACAUCCUCAACAAUUUGGUGGAAGCAUACCUCAGUCAGCACCCAGAGAAGAACCGCAGUGAAGAGGACCUAAAAAGCAUGGACAGUCGUAAUAAGAUUACUCAGGACAUGUGGCAGCCCAAAGUGGAGCGCUCUUUUUCUGAUGAGGAGGGCAGCUCAGAUUACCUUUAUGAUUUUUCUGACAAUGACAGUGAUUCUUCAGAUAACAGCCAGCCUUUAGUGAUGUGCAGACAGUGUCCUGGAUACAGGAGUGAGGUCAGUCAGGUGCUGCUGACCCCAGGUUCCAGCUACUGGCUCCCAGGUUUGUCUGUUCCACUCACUCCUUUGCCCUUACCCACUGUGCCCAAGCCCCCUCUCCAGGAAGGGCUGACAAAUAGUAGCUGUGAGCAGCCCUCUACAUCUGCUGAUGCGUCAUCAGAUCCUGUGGCUUCUCAGCAGUAUUCCUGUCCCCCUUAUGCCUCACAUCUGAUCUGUACCUGCUGCCUCCAGCCAAUGCCAGAUAGGCAAAAUACACAAAACCAACAGAAGUUGUUUGCUCAGCAAUGUUCCAUUUGUCUGCGCUACUUUUGUCACAUGUACUGGGGGUGUCCGAGGGUUGGCUGUCAGGGCUGCCUGGCCCGAUUCAGUGAUCUGAAUCUGACAGAUAAAUCUUUGGAUGGUGUACUGAACAACAAUAAUUAUGAAUCAGAAGUACUUCAGAAUUACCUGUCUGUAAGAGGAAAGACAUGGAGAGAUGUGCUGCAGGAGUCUCUGCAGGGUCUGCAGCAGGGCAGCUACACUCUGACAGAUCGACGGAUCUCUGCGAACACUGUAAUAUGCUACUGCUGUGGUCUGCGUACCUUCAAGGAGCUGGCCUACAAGUACAGACAAAACAUCCCUCAAUCUGAUCUCCCCGCUGCUGUAACGUCUCGCCCUGAUUGUUACUGGGGUCGUAACUGCCGUACGCAGGUGAAAGCUCAUCAUGCAAUGAAAUUUAACCACAUUUGUGAGCAGACACGAUUUAAAAACUGAAGGAGUUCAAUGUCUUCCAUUAUUACUUUGAUGUUGUAUGUUAUGCAAUGAUUUUAUUGUGUUCUUACUUUUGAGUAGUUAGUCUUAUGUCAUGCAAAACCUUAUGCAGCUACAAUCAGUGCUCAUUUGUAACUCACUUUGAAUGUCUAUUGUUUUAUUUGACAUUGGGUUGUAUAGAAUAUUUCUACGCACAAAAAUGUAAACUUUAUUUGUUAAACAUCUGCACAUCAGCCUUGUUCAGGUAGCGUCAGUUUUGACUAAAACUACCUCCUUUAAGAGUUUUAAAACACUGUAUCAAAAUUUGUCCUUCAUCCUUAAAAUCUGAUAGCCUAUACAGGUGGUUUUCUGGGAUAAUUCUAAGAGCAUUGCUAAUCAUAUUUUAAUAUGAUAUUGUAGGAAGAUUAUUUUUUCCAAUAGAUGUGUUAUUAUAAUUAAAAUGAUAAUUAUUCCUCAUUGGUGAACAAGCAGUAACAUUCAUGUUAUCUUUUUGCAUAAAAAAUGCAAAUGAACAUGCAGUGCUUUAAAUUAAGUGCUUAGAGGACUGGUAGGGAUGCGAGUGCAUCACUGGGUCAAAAAUUGUGUAAAAAACGGAUUCUUCUGCCUACCAGUACAGCUCUUUUUAAGGCAAGUUUCUUUAAAUAACACUUUUUUCAGUUUGUCAGUGUAUAUCCUCAAUUAAUUCUAGUUUAUCAGACCAUUUCCUUCAGACUGAAAAUUACUGUCUUAGUUAAAACGUCUCGAUUUCAUGAUAGCUUUUUUUUUCAGUUAUGUGAUCCUGCUGAAAAAAAAUCUUCAGUUUCCUUAGUUUUUCCAGGGCAUUACUGUGUUCCCAUGCAGGAGCAAAAAGCAAUGUCAAAGCCUAUACAUACUCAAGUAGAUUCAUAAUCCCAUGUGAUGUUUGUAAAGGAUUUCAUGUCUGCAGGAAGGGGACCACUGUGUGGUAAUGCUGUAAGAGGGAAUGGGGCCUCUGUUAUAUUCUUUACUCUGGAUAAUCAUCUUCAAGGUGAUUAAAGAAGUGUUAAGGGAACACUUUCUCAGAAAACUCAUGGUUAAGUAGGCACAGUUGUGACGCAAAGCACUGACUCCCUGUGGCCUCUGGGGAUCAGUUGACAGUAUUGACUUGUUUGAAUGCUGCUACACAUCUCUUUUUAAAGGUAAUAACUCUUUAGCAGAAUUGUCAUCCAUAUCUUGAUUUUACACUUGUGGGACUGAUCAUUUGGUCCUUUGACAUAGAAAAAUGCAUUUUGAAGAGCCAUACAUACAACUUAGACUAUCAUCAAGUGUCAGACAAGAAAUAUGUACGAUCAGCCUUGAAACGCUGGCAUUAUUUUCAUAAUGUCAUAUAUUUCCUUAUUUUAUUCAUCUUAGUAUUUUUUUUUUUUUUUUAAAUUACAUUUUUGUUUAAUGUUAGAGGGUAUGGGAAUAAUUGCAAGUGAUUUGUAGCAAACCGGCAGGAAAACCCACCUUUUUUUUAUUGUUUUUGGUCAAUAACAUAAGAAAUUAAAUCUUUAUUAGAAAUUUAGUAUGUAUAGUAUUUUGUUAGUAUAUUAGACAUUACUUUGAGGAGUUAACUUGAAGAUGUCCUUUCUAACUGGCCCUUCACUGCCCUGUCUCAAGUUGUAGUCGAAUUACAGAUUUGCAGUGUAAGCUCAAUCUAGGUUUUUCCCAUUCUAUCUUAGUGGGUCCACAGUGGCAUUCCUUAGCAGCUCAGGUCCAGAGCACAAGCCCGAGCCGAUCCCCUCAAUGUAGUGGCUCAGUUUUAAUGAUUCCCUACAGGAGGUCUGGGCACUAUAAGCCAACAACAGUCCCACGCCGCUCCAAUCAGGCACCAGGUCUAAAGAGGCUUUAUGCAUUCUCCCCAACGUGAGGGAAUAGGGUUCAUGUUGUAUACUAAAGCAAAUAUUUACUCUUAUUGUAUGCAUCCUGUGAAAAUAUGGAUGCCAUGAAAACUAUUCAAUCAAUGCACUAUUAAAUUGUUCAGAUGAUUAUGUUGUAGUUUAGGAAUAUGCAGACUUAUUUUUACUUGAUUUUGCAAAAAAAAAAUGUAUUUACCCAUUUUUUUCCCUCUUUAUAAAAGAAAUAAAAUAUUUGCCUGUGACUGA
Boleophthalmus pectinirostris (great blue-spotted mudskipper) is the source of this 4214-nucleotide messenger RNA. RefSeq names its product checkpoint with forkhead and ring finger domains, E3 ubiquitin protein ligase (gene chfr). The record is from RefSeq and is a predicted model, not a curated record. Gene Ontology annotation, cellular component: nucleus. Gene Ontology annotation, molecular function: protein binding; ubiquitin-protein transferase activity. The coding region runs from base 151 to 2112 and encodes 653 amino acids. NCBI's taxonomy places the organism in Eukaryota, Metazoa, Chordata, Actinopteri, Gobiiformes, Gobiidae. The transcript is spliced from 18 exons. Gene Ontology annotation, biological process: mitotic cell cycle checkpoint signaling; protein ubiquitination; ubiquitin-dependent protein catabolic process.